Malaclemys terrapin pileata is the source of this 11182-nucleotide messenger RNA. It is a transcript of the gene DICER1, whose product is annotated as dicer 1, ribonuclease III. The record is from RefSeq and is a predicted model, not a curated record. Bases 425 to 6190 code for a protein of 1921 amino acids. Gene Ontology annotation, biological process: pre-miRNA processing; apoptotic DNA fragmentation; siRNA processing. Gene Ontology annotation, molecular function: deoxyribonuclease I activity; protein binding; ribonuclease III activity. The transcript is spliced from 30 exons. Lineage: Eukaryota; Metazoa; Chordata; Testudines; Emydidae. Gene Ontology annotation, cellular component: cytoplasm; nucleus; RISC complex.
CCCAGGUGAAUGGAGGAACCUGACAGCUGGGGGGGAGUGAGGCGGCGGCGGGGAAAUGGCGGCGGGAGCAGCACAAUGAGACGCGGCCUGUAGCGGGGAAGCUCUGGGCUGGGUCCAGUCCGGAAGGUUACCUAGGGUGAAACAAAAUUACAGGCUUGGAAACUCUGGAAAAGCUCAGUAGCAGCAUUGGAGAGCAGAAGCUUGCAAAUGAUGCAAUUAAUUUACAAACUGAUAUCAUGAUGUCAAAAUGCAGUUCAAAGAACACAAACACAGAGAUCUCAGAAAUUAAAACGCAGGUCAGGAAGAAUCCGUCAGGAACUCCAGCUAUUGACAAUACUACAUGGGUUAUAGAAGAAGCUCUUCAGAGGCAGUAAGCUGUGCUGGAACAAAAAUGCAAUGAAAAAAACACUGGAUGAAUGAAUGAAUGAAAAGCCCUGCUUUGCAAUACCUCAGCAUGGCAGGACUGCAGCUUAUGACCCCUGCUUCCUCACCAAUGGGUCCUUUUUUUGGACUGCCAUGGCAACAAGAAGCAAUUCAUGAUAACAUUUACACACCAAGAAAAUAUCAGGUUGAACUGCUUGAAGCAGCUUUGGAUCAUAAUACGAUAGUCUGUUUAAACACUGGCUCAGGGAAGACUUUUAUUGCAGUACUACUCGCUAAAGAGCUGUCCUAUCAGAUCAGGGGAGACUUCAACAAAAAUGGAAAGAGAACAGUUUUCUUGGUCAACUCAGCAAAUCAAGUUGCUCAGCAAGUGUCAGCUGUCAGGACCCAUUCAGAUCUGAAGGUGGGGGAGUAUUCAGUUUUAGAAAUAAUUGAAUCAUGGACAAAGGAGAAGUGGAAUCAAGAAUUUGCUAAACAUGAGGUUCUGGUUAUGACAUGUCAUGUCGUUUUGAACGUUUUAAAAAAUGAAUACUUAUCCCUGUCAAACAUUAAUCUUCUGGUGUUUGAUGAGUGCCAUCUUGCAAUCCAGGACCAUCCGUAUCAAGAAAUUAUGAAGAUCUGUGAGAACUGUCCAUCCUGUCCUCGAAUCCUGGGAUUAACAGCUUCCAUUUUAAAUGGGAAAUGUGAUCCUGCUGAGUUAGAGGAGAAGAUUCAGAAACUGGAGAAAAUCCUAAAGAGCAAUGCUGAAACUGCGACUGAUUUGGUGGUCUUAGAUAGAUAUACUUCUCAGCCAUGUGAGAUUGUGGUAGAUUGUGGACCAUAUACCGACAAAAGUGGGCUGUAUGAAAGAUUGUUAAAAGAAUUGGAUGAAGCACUUAACUUUCUAAAUGACUGCAACAUAUCUGUACAUUCAAAAGAGAGAGACUCUACUUUAAUUUCUAAACAGAUACUGUCAGACUGUCGAGCUGUGUUGGUGGUUCUGGGACCUUGGUGUGCAGAUAAGGUAGCUGGAAUGAUGGUGAGAGAGCUACAGAAGUACAUCAAACAUGAGCAAGAGGAGCUGCACAGGAAAUUUUUAUUGUUUACAGACACUUUCCUAAGAAAAAUACAUGCACUGUGUGAAGAGCACUUCUCACCUGCCUCACUUGAUCUGAAAUUUGUAACCCCGAAAGUAAUAAAACUGCUUGAAAUCUUGCGCAAAUAUAAACCAUAUGAGCGGCAGCAGUUUGAAAGUGUUGAGUGGUAUAAUAAUAGGAAUCAGGAUAAUUAUGUGUCUUGGAGUGAUUCUGAAGAUGAUGAUGAGGAUGAAGAAAUUGAGGAGAAAGAGAAGCCAGAGACAAAUUUCCCUUCUCCCUUUACUAAUAUUUUAUGUGGAAUUAUUUUUGUGGAAAGGAGAUACACAGCAGUCGUCCUAAACAGGUUGAUAAAGGAAGCUGGAAAACAGGAUCCAGAGCUGGCUUACAUCAGUAGCAAUUUUAUAACUGGACAUGGCAUUGGAAAGAAUCAGCCUCGUAACAAACAGAUGGAAGUGGAAUUCAGAAAACAAGAAGAGGUACUUAGAAAAUUUCGAGCACAUGAGACCAACUUACUUAUUGCUACUAGUAUUGUUGAAGAGGGUGUUGACAUACCAAAAUGCAAUUUGGUGGUUCGUUUUGAUUUGCCCACAGAAUAUCGUUCCUAUGUGCAAUCCAAAGGAAGAGCCAGGGCACCAAUCUCAAAUUACAUCAUGUUAGCAGACACAGACAAAAUCAAAAGUUUUGAAGAAGAUCUUAAAACCUACAAAGCAAUUGAAAAGAUCCUCAGAAACAAAUGCUCGAAGUCCGUUGAUACUAGUGAAACUGAAACUGAACCCAUCGUGGAUGAUGAUGAUAUCUUUCCACCCUACGUGUUGAGGCCAGAUGAUAGCAGUCCAAGAGUUACAAUUAACACUGCGAUUGGACACAUCAAUAGGUACUGCGCAAGAUUACCAAGCGAUCCAUUUACUCAUCUGGCUCCUAAGUGUAAAACCCGAGAACUAUCUGAUAAUACAUUUUAUUCAACUCUCUACCUGCCAAUCAACUCACCUCUUCGAGCCUCUGUUGUUGGUCCGCCAAUGAGUUGUGCAAGACUGGCUGAGAGAGUGGUAGCUCUUAUUUGCUGUGAAAAACUUCAUAAAAUUGGUGAACUGGAUGAUCACUUGAUGCCGGUUGGAAAAGAAACGGUUAAGUAUGAGGAGGAGCUUGAUUUACAUGAUGAAGAAGAAACCAGUGUUCCAGGAAGACCAGGAUCUACAAAACGAAGGCAAUGCUACCCUAAAGCUAUUCCAGAAUGUUUGAGAGAUAGUUACCCCAAACCUGAUCAUCCCUGUUAUCUGUAUGUAAUAGGAAUGGUGUUAACUACCCCUUUGCCUGAUGAGCUCAACUUUAGGAGGCGAAAGCUGUAUCCUCCUGAGGAUACAACACGAUGCUUUGGAAUACUGACAGCCAAACCUAUACCUCAGAUUCCUCAUUUUCCUGUGUACACACGUUCUGGAGAGGUUACUAUAUCUAUUGAGCUAAAGAAGUCUGGUUUUAUGUUGUCUUUACAAAUGCUUGAGCUGAUCACAAGACUUCACCAGUACAUUUUCUCACAUAUUCUUCGGCUUGAGAAACCUGCACUAGAAUUCAGACCUACAGAAGCUGAUUCAGCCUAUUGUGUUCUACCUCUUAAUGUUGUUGAUGACUCCAGCACUUUGGACAUUGAUUUUAAGUUUAUGGAAGAUAUUGAAAAAUCUGAAGCACGUACUGGCAUUCCCAGUACAAAGUACACAAAGGAAACUCCAUUUAUUUUCAAAUUAGAAGAUUACCAGGAUGCAGUUAUCAUUCCAAGGUAUCGAAAUUUUGAUCAGCCUCAUCGAUUCUAUGUAGCUGAUGUAUACACUGAUCUUACUCCACUCAGUAAAUUUCCUUCCCCUGAAUAUGAAACUUUUGCUGAAUAUUAUAAAACUAAGUAUAAUCUUGACCUGACCAAUCUCAACCAGCCACUGCUGGAUGUGGACCACACAUCUUCAAGACUUAAUCUUUUGACUCCUCGCCAUUUGAACCAGAAGGGGAAAGCUCUUCCACUAAGCAGUGCUGAGAAGAGGAAAGCUAAGUGGGAAAGUCUGCAAAAUAAGCAGAUAUUGGUUCCGGAACUCUGUGCUAUACAUCCUAUUCCAGCAUCGCUGUGGAGAAAAGCAGUUUGUCUCCCCAGCAUACUUUAUCGUCUGCACUGCCUGUUGACAGCAGAGGAACUGAGAGCCCAAACAGCCACUGAUGCUGGUGUAGGGGUUAAAUCACUUCCUGCAGACUUCAGAUAUCCUAACCUGGACUUUGGGUGGAAAAAGUCUAUUGACAGCAAAUCCUUCAUCUCUAUUCCUAGCUCUUCUUUAGCAGAGAAUGAAAAUUACUGUAAGCACAGCACAAUUGUAGUCCCUGAAAAUGCUGCACAUCAAGGUGCUACUAGAGCCUCCUCUGCAGAAAAUCAUGACCAAAUGUCUGUGAACUACAUAACAUUGCUCAGUGAGUCACCCAGUAAACUCCAAAUUGAUGUAUCGGUAGAACUUGCAGCAAUUAAUGGUGUUUCUUAUAAUAAAAAUCUUGCCAAUGGCAAUUGUGAUUUAGUUAACAGAGACUUUUGCCAAGGAAAUCAACUGAAUUACUGCAGGCAGGAAAUACCUGUACAACCAACUACCUCAUAUCCCAUUCAGAAUUUAUACAACAGUGAGAACCAGCCCAAGCCCAGCAAUGAAUGUACUCUACUGAGUAAUAAAUACCAUGACGGAAAUGUUAACAAAUCUACCUCAGAUGGAAGCCCCAAAAUGGCAGUGACCACCAAUAUUUCAGAAGCUCUUAAUUUUUCAAAAGACAGAAUGGAUUCUGAAAAGAACUGUUCCAGUGGAUACUCCUCAAAAACUCUUGGCCCAAACCCUGGUCUCAUUCUUCAGGCUUUGACUCUUUCAAAUGCUAGUGAUGGAUUUAAUCUAGAGCGGCUCGAAAUGCUUGGUGAUUCAUUUUUAAAGCAUGCCAUCACUACAUAUUUGUUUUGCACUUACCCAGAUGCUCAUGAGGGACGCCUGUCAUAUAUGAGAAGUAAAAAAGUCAGCAAUUGUAACUUGUAUCGUCUUGGGAAGAAGAAAGGGCUGCCUAGUCGUAUGGUGGUAUCUAUUUUUGAUCCACCCGUCAACUGGCUCCCCCCUGGUUACAUAGUAAACCAAGACAAGAGUAACGCAGACAAAUGGGAGAAAGAUGAAAUGACAAAAGAAAGCUUGUUAGCUAAUGGUAAACUUGAUGACGAUUAUGACGAUGAAGAGGACGAAGACCUAAUGUGGAGGUUACCCAAGGAAGAAGCUGACCUUGAAGAUGAUUUUUUGGAAUAUGAUCAGGAACAUAUCAAAUUCAUUGAUAAUAUGUUAAUGGGAUCUGGGGCUUUUGUGAAGAAAAUUUCUCUCUCACCCUUUUCAACCACUGAUUCUAGCUAUGAAUGGAAAGCACCCAAAAAAUCAUCCCUGGGUAAUAUUCAAUUUUCUUCAGAUUUUGAUGAUUUUGACUACAGUUCUUGGGAUGCUAUGUGUUAUCUGGAUCCUAGCAAGGCUGUCGAAGAAGAUGAUUUUGUAGUAGGCUUCUGGAAUCCGUCAGAAGAAAACUGUGGUGUUGACACAGGAAAACAGUCCAUCUCGUAUGACUUGCAUACAGAGCAGUGUAUUGCUGACAAAAGCAUUGCAGAUUGUGUGGAAGCCUUGCUGGGCUGCUAUCUGACUAGCUGUGGUGAAAGAGCUGCUCAGCUUUUCCUGUGUUCAUUAGGGUUGAAGGUGCUCCCAGUAAUGAAAAAAACGGAGUGGAACAGCACUUUGUGUUCUAGCAGGGAGAAUUUUAACAGUCAACAGAAAAAUCUUUCACCAAACUGUGCUUCUGGCUCUGUAGCCAAUUCAGAGUGUUCUCUGUGUAAAGAAAUGGAGUAUGGCUGUUUGAAGAUUCCACCAAGGUGUAUGUUUGAUCACCCAGAUGCUGAAAAAACCCUGAAUCAUCUGAUAUCUGGUUUUGAAAAUUUUGAGAAGAAAAUUAACUACAGUUUUAAGAAUAAGGCUUAUCUUCUUCAGGCAUUUACUCAUGCCUCCUACCAUUACAAUACCAUUACUGAUUGUUACCAGCGCUUGGAAUUCCUGGGAGAUGCGAUUUUGGACUACCUCAUAACCAAGCACCUUUAUGAAGACCCACGGCAACACUCUCCAGGGGUUCUAACUGACCUACGAUCCGCUCUAGUCAAUAAUACCAUCUUUGCAUCAUUAGCUGUAAAGUACGACUACCACAAGUACUUCAAAGCUGUCUCUCCUGAGCUGUUUCAUGUUAUUGAUGACUUUGUACAGUUUCAGAUGGAAAAGAAUGAAAUGCAAGGAAUGGAUUCUGAGCUCAGAAGAUCUGAAGAGGAUGAAGAGAAGGAAGAAGAUAUUGAAGUACCAAAGGCCAUGGGAGAUAUAUUUGAGUCACUAGCUGGUGCCAUUUAUAUGGAUAGUGGGAUGUCUUUGGAAAUGGUUUGGCAUGUGUACUAUCCUAUGAUGAGGCCAUUAAUAGAAAAGUUUUCUGCAAAUGUGCCUCGUUCCCCAGUGCGGGAGCUGCUGGAGAUGGAACCAGAGACAGCCAAAUUUAGUCCUGCAGAAAGAACUUACGAUGGAAAGGUCAGAGUAACAGUGGAAGUUGUAGGGAAAGGAAAGUUUAAAGGUGUUGGCAGAAGCUAUAGGAUUGCCAAAUCUGCAGCUGCAAGAAGAGCACUAAGAAGCCUCAAAGCAAACCAACCUCAGGUCCCAAACAGCUGAGACGCCUCUUUAAAAAAAAAAAAAAAAAAAUCCCACAAAAUAAUUUUUUUUAAAGUUGAUGUUGAGAGGAACAAAUUGAAGACAGAAUUUAAUGUUUGUUUGAUAACAGAAUAGCUAACAAAACAUUUAACGUGUAUAAAAUUUUGGAACUAAUUGUAGUUAUAGGUUUUUGCGCAAACACAAUCUUGUCUUCUUUCCUCACUUCUGCUUUGUUUAAUCACAAGAGUGCUUUAAUGAUGACAUUUAGUUAGUGUUCAAAAGAAUUGUUGUCAGGUUUUUUUGGUUUAUUUUUAUUGUCAGUACAGCUUUGCUUAGUGUUAGAAGGCCAGGGAUCUUAUGCCUAAUGCAGAUGCUUGAUUUAUACAUAGUAAUCUUGAAAUUCCUCAAUCUGUGCACUAGUGCCAGUCAUAAAGCAGUUUAUAAACUGUACAGGAUGAUUUGGUAUAAGAGAGAAUAAGUUUGCCAGUAUUGUUGUCCCUUCACACACACACACACACACACACACACACACACACACACCAAUGUCAUCUUUGCAUCAAGAUGACAUUCUCAGUCAUUAUUGCACUUAUUUGUUAGGGACAGGUUUUUAGUUGAAAUGGCUGGCAUACUGGCAGAAAUAAAUUUCAACUUCCUGAUGCCACAUAGUCUUGCAUAAAAAGGUUCUUGCCUUAAAAGUAAAUAAACCCUCAUUAACAAUCUUUAAUUUCUGAUCUUUUUGGAGCAAACUUGUUUUACAUUCCCUUCAUUUUUAUUAUGCAUUUUAUGAUGAUGCAGCUCUAUAUUUACAGUACAACACAUUAGUAUAGCUGUGACUUAACUUAUUACAGGAUUAUAAUAGAAAUUGUAUUCAUAUAUAUGUAAUGAGGUUAUUUUUAACAAUUCAGAGGAGGUGGUAAGUCUACAGAAUUUUUUUUUUAUACUACAAACAAAAAAUGGUCUUUGGCUAAAAUUCCAGUUUUACACAAAUCUGCAAACUAGAUAGUUCCAAGACUUGGAAACAAAUAGUAAUGAAUAACUGCACAGUGCAGACUGUUGCUCUAACAAAAUAACCUUAGACAUAUCACACCUAAAAUAUGCUGCAGAUUUUAUAAUCAAUUGGUUACUUAUUUAAACAAAUGGAGCACCUUUACACUUGGAAAUAUUUCCACAUAAAUUUCUUACUGUGCUUUUCACAGAGUUGCAUGCAUAUUUCACUUACCAAAGCUGUGCUGUUAAAUGCCAUGAAAGCUGAUGUUUGAGAUAAACUGCCGUACUUUUGAUAAAUCUGUGAUUUAGGUCCUUAAUUUAGAGAAACUAGCUCAUUGUUGUUUCAGUCUAUUUGAAAAAAAUCAUACAUUUUUAGGCUUUGCCUAAAUCAUACACGUUUCUUUAAUUAGAUUUUUGUAGGCACUCUUCACUUAAAUACCUCAGUUCUGUUCUGUUCUUUUCUUUUUUGCAUGCAUUGUUUUUUGUUUUGUUUUUGUUUUGGUGCUAUGUUUAUAUAUUAUGCUUGAAAUUUUAAUUUUUUGCACUGUAACUAUAAUACCUCUUAAUUUACCUUUUUAAAAAAGCUGUGGGUCAGUCUUGCACUCCCACCAAUAUCAGCAGAGAUUUGCUGCAAUUUUGCCCUGUUAAUUAUGCUUGAAGUUUGAGAAAGCUGAGCAAGGUGUUUUAAUGUUUUCCAGCACAUUGGUCUGAACUUGGUGCUGUUUUAUGUGUUUAAAUUACAAAUAAAUACUGUAUUUCCUGCUUUGAAAACCCCACUCCCUUCCAUACACUAUCACUAAAUAAACAACAACAAAAAACCAAACCCUGUCAGCUCUAGCUUUCUAGAAAAAGAAAACAAAAAGCCUUUGUGCAAGGGAUGGACAUUAAUCUUCUCUGAAAUACAGAAUUUUGUCAUUAGAUUUUCUAUCUCAAUUUUUUUUAAUCUUAAAAUUAUAAUAAUUCUUACAGAAACCUGAAAACAAAUUCCUGGUAUCAAUAGUAUAAUAAUACAAGUGCUAUGUUUUUAAAACAAAAUAACAUUACUGUUUUUUUGUUCUUUAAUCAUGAGAGCAAAAAAGUAUCAUGGGAAGUUUAAAACCUGCAAGUCUUGAAAUAUAUUUAAAUUAAACUUGUUUUAUACAAAAGAAAAAAAAAAUUAACUUUGUAUGAGUAAAUUGGUAUGAACCACCACACAAUUAAACAUUUAUUGAUAACCAUUUCGUUCAGUCAGGAUUUUACAGCACACCAACGGAAAGUGGAUUAUCACUAACAUGAAAAUUCCAUGGCACCUGGCCCAAGGGUCAGUUUUUAAAAUAAGUCAUACCAUCCCUAAGGCUUAAAAAGAAUAAAAGUUAAUUAUAUUACAAUGAAUAAUAUAAAAUAAAAAUGGUGGGGUCCUCUGCAAACACUUUAAGAAAUAGGUUUCUUUCUUGGAUGCCUGAAGGUCAUGGAUUCUCACUGUUUUGAGGUAAAUCUGUUAGCAGUAAAAAAAUGAUAUGGAAAAUCAAACUUUUGCUACCAAGUGUUUGAUGUAAAGAACACAAACAAACUGAAUUUGGUGUUAUGCUCUGUAUUUCAGCAGUGGCCAAUGAUCCCCUUGUUCCGUGUUUCCUAUGAAUUGGUAAUAAGAAAUGUGUAGUGGCUGACUAUAGUUUCUGCUGCUGAUGUUUUUUAAAUGCCGUAACUCUUUUCCAGUGUGACCUCAUUGAAAUGUUUCAUAUCCUUUGGGAUAGAAAAAUCAUCCUAGUUUCCAUGCUGUACAACUAUGUGUUUCACUCUUCAGUUGAUAUGAUUGUGAUAUUGGAUAGUGUAUGCUAUUAAAGACCUAAAUCUGAUCAUUUGAAGGUUGGGAUAGAAAUCACUUGGCAAUGCUGUAAGCACAAGUGUAAGUGGACUGUUGCAACCCAUCUUCAAAAGCAACCACACAGACUCCUCAUAAAUAGUAUGGGGGUUAGUUGGCAUGAAUCUUGUUUUUGAUCUUCUUAGUUCUAUUAUACUGUACUUUAAACAGUCCUCCUAACUAUGCUGCAUUUUUAUUUUUAUGGCUUUUUUUUUUUUGCGCUGUUCUAUUCAUGUAGCACAAAUAAGCAUUGCACUUGGUACCAUGCUUUACCUCAUUUCAAGGAAAAAAAAAUAUGCUUAACAGAGGAAAAAUGUGGUUUGGCCUUGCUGCUGUUUUGAUUUAUUGAAUUCGAAAAAGAUAAUUAUAAUGCCUGCAAUGUGUCAUUUACUUGCACAACUUAUAUAGGUCAUUUGUAAUGUCUGUGGCAUUUUUACUGGGUAUGAAAAUACAACAAAGACGUUAUGAAAAUCUUGAUUGUAUUUUAAAGCUAUUGUUUUUUAUUACAUCAUUUUUACUGUUAUGUGAAGUAAUUAAAAUUAGAAUGACCUCUGACACUCCUGUAGUUAUCUCUGAACAAACCAACAUGUUGUGCGCAUAGUGUAGUUUUUACGAGAAGACAGCUCAUAGCAAUUUGGUCAACUUUAACUAAAUCUCCCCUUUUUCUGGAUAUUGAGGGAUCUGUAGUGACUUCUGAAGUGUUUAUUCAGCUUGAUGCUGCUAACAUUUAUAUCAAAAGGCCUACUAUUUUUCAGUCUCAUUACAUGAAGCUAUGCUGUGACCACAGAGUACAGAAUUUAACAAGAAUUCAAGCCAAUCUGAGUACCAGUUCAGGGUACGUCUUCACUUACCGGAGGGUCCGGCGGCAGGCAAUCGAUGUUCUGGGAUCGAUCCCGGAAGUGCUCGCCGUCGACGCCGGUACUCCAGCUUGCCGAGAGGAGUACGCGGCAUCGAUGGGGGAGCCUUCCUGCCGCGUCUGGACCCGCAGUAAGUUCGGAAUAAGGUACUUCGAAUUCAGCUAUGUUAUUAACGUAGCUGAAUUUGCGUACCUUAGUCUGAAGUGGUGGGGGCUUAGUGGGGACCAGGCCUCAGAGUAUAAUGCAAAGCCUAAUAGAUACAGGGACAGAUCCUUAGUUGGUGUAAAUUGGCGUGGCACCAUUAAGGUUUAGAGUCAUUUCAGUUUACAUCCGCUGAGGAUAUGCCAUUAAUUGUUUGUCUGAGUUUGGGUUUCUGUCCCGGUGUUUAAAAAUAGUCAUCAUCUGGGAAAUGUGUUUGCUUAUGUGUAUGACAUACGUACUAUAGACACACCUAUCUAUAUAGAAAAUACAAGAGGCUUUGGAUCACAAUCUUAGCAGCACUUAUGAAGCUGAAGACAACACAUUCCUAUGUAAUUUGCAGUGAUGUUACAUUUGUCUAUAUUUGGCCACAUCCCAUUCACUUUUUUUUUUUCCACAUGAACAGUCUCAUUGAAAAUCAGUGGAUCUGUUGUGAGUCCAGUGAGAAGGAUUUUUACCUGUGGUACUUGAUUAUUGACACAUUUUGUAUUUUUCAACCACUUAAAUCCAUUUAACUUCUUGAAAAUUAAUCUUUAUUUUACACAUUAAGUUAAAAAACAUAGAACUACAAUUUACGACCCUGAAAUGUAAUCUAAAUAUCAGCUGUAGCUCCAUUAGAAUUAUGUUGGCAAAUAUGAGUAGAGGUCAUUGUUGUAUACUCCACUAGCAGUUAAAAUUAAGUUAUUUCAAAAGUAACUAAAAAUAUAUACACUUUACCCAAUAAAUCCUUUAGAUCUCUUCCCCCUUUUAAUUUGGAUAGCAACCACAGACUAUUUAAAUUGCUUUGUAGAAGCACUCAAAAUGCACUGCAGCAACAAGUUAUGUAGAAAAACAACAGCAAAUGUUUGUGAACAAGAACUGAGAAUUGCAGGUGUUUUUAUUGUGUAUAUAGUUUGAUAUAAAAGAUGGUUAAAAUCAAGUAGAAUGAAUAACAAAUAAAAUUUGAUGAACAAUAAAAUAUUUACCAUCACAUGCUGCAGCUAUCUUUAAGGGACAUAAAAUGUAAUUCAUUCAUACUGUAAUCAUGCUGCAGAAAUGUGCAGCCUGCACCUUAUGGAUCACAAUUACCUUUAAUAGUUUUUUGUAACAAUUGUAGCUGAGUAUAUCUCCAAUAAAGUUAUGGUCUGUUCA